Molecule: messenger RNA, 1074 nt
Organism: Magnolia sinica
Lineage: Eukaryota; Viridiplantae; Streptophyta; Magnoliopsida; Magnoliales; Magnoliaceae
Product: 14-3-3-like protein D
Exons: 4
Coding region: 143-913 (256 amino acids)
Biological process (GO): signal transduction
Cellular component (GO): cytoplasm
Source: RefSeq, a predicted model, not a curated record
CACCGCCAGUAGCCACCUCGCUACUGACGCUGUCAGUACGCAAUCCGUGUCCAACACGACAAACCUCGGACCUUGGUAAAGAGAUCACCCGCCUCCAAAGCCCGUCCCUCCCUCUCUCCCUCUCUCACUCGCUCUCCCUCCAAUGGCAGCAGCAGGAGUAUCCAUUCCAGAAAACCUAACUCGCGAGCAGUACCUGUACCUAGCAAAGCUGGCGGAGCAGGCCGAGCGCUACGAAGAAAUGGUGGCCUUCAUGGAGAAGCUGGUGGUGGAGUCAUGCUCGACGGGAGAGCUGACGGUCGAGGAGCGCAACCUCCUCAGCGUCGCCUACAAGAACGUCAUCGGCUCCCGCCGUGCUGCCUGGCGCAUCGUCUCCUCCAUCGAGCAGAAGGAGGAGUCCCGCAAGAACGAUGACCAUGUCUCCCUCGUCAAGGACUACCGCUCCCAUGUCGAGUCCGAGCUCUCCAACGUCUGCGCUGGAAUUCUCAAAAUCCUCCAAUCCCAUCUCGUGCCGUCUGCUGCCUCCAGCGAAUCCAAGGUCUUUUAUCUCAAGAUGAAGGGCGACUACCACCGCUAUCUUGCCGAAUUCAAGGUCGGUGCUGAAAGAAAAGAGGCCGCCGAUGAGACGAUGGCUUCCUACAAGGCCGCUCAGGAUAUUGCGAUGGCUGAGCUGGCUCCGACGCACCCGAUAAGAUUGGGACUGGCGCUUAAUUUCUCUGUUUUCUACUACGAAAUCUUGAAUUUGUCGGAGAAAGCUUGUAGCAUGGCUAAACAGGCAUUUGAAGAAGCUAUUGCAGAGCUGGACACGUUGGGUGAAGAGUCUUACAAGGAUAGCACCCUUAUCAUGCAGCUCCUGAGGGACAACCUCACUCUCUGGACCUCGGAUGGUGCCCAGGAGCAGCUAGAUGAGGCAUAGAAGAUGUCAUGAACUGGCAUUCUUCUCCACGAGGGAGGUGGACUUUUCAAUGUCAUUUGUCUUGUAAUCUGAAUUUACGACAAACAGUACACAAACUGUCUAUAGAAAGCACUGGUGCAGCUUUUAAUAUUCAAACUAGAAAUGGGUUCAUGAUCCUAGAA